AUGUCGUCAAAGAUUACUCCUACAAGCCGGUUUCCGAUGGUUGUUCAUGCGGCUUCCAGCAGACGCGAUUUGGUUUUCGCCGAAAAAUUGAGGAAAUUUCUGCACAGCAAGAAGAAGAAAGAUAUUUGCCAGCUAUUCUCUGAUGCAGCAAAAGAAAGUGGAACGGAUGGAGCCUUAGCUGGUGUAUGGUCUGAGGUGACUGCUCUGAUGGAUCGAAAGAGUCCAAGCGGGCGAGACGAUCCUACCGUUGUAAGCCUUUUGAUCGAAAAAGCGUGCACGUACUUACAAAACUUGUUUGUCGAACACAUGAAUACACAGGUGGAAAGGAACCUUGAACGUGCACAACGGGGAGGUAUACCUGGAACGAGAGGACUUGUUGAUGCGUUCCUAAAGAUUGGAGCUGAUGAUCCGUUCGCCGAAGAUGGAACUGUUGGAGGACUGCCAGUAUGGGAGGUGACCUACCACUGUUUGCGAUCUGGCGAUCUCUCUGCUGCUAAAGAUGCUCUAGAGCUCUUGGCCAACUUCCCUCAAGCUGCUGUUCUUGUUGCUUGUCUGAAUCACCUAAGCAAGGAAGCUAAGCUUGAUGUGGAGCUGAAGAAGAAGCUUAAGGUGGAAUGGAGGCAUAAUCUAAAUUCCGCAAAAGACAAGUAUAAAAGAGGCCUCUACGCAGCUCUGCUGGGGAUGGAUUCAAAUCUGGCCGACUCGCUUGAAAAUUGGCUUUGGUUCAAACUGUUCGCAUUGAAGAUUGAUCCUCAUCUCACGCCGGUCCUUUAUGCAGAAGUUCAGAAGAACGUUUCCAUUGAUUACGGAGAGUCCUACUUUAUGGCGGCAGGAACCUCUGAAUUCCAUUACUACUUUACUGCUCUUUGGCUCUCAGGACAGUUUGAACGGGCUAUAAAGUUACUCUUUGAUUGUGGCCAUGUUUCUGAUGCUGUGCAUGUUGCCAUCAUUACAAGAGAAAUGGGAUACUUACGGAACACCGCUGACGCCGCUGCAGAGAUGUUAGUGACAGAUUCUGUGCAACUCACAAAGUGCUCUUUCAACAUAGCUCGUUUGUUGGUUUCCUAUACUAAAGAGUUUGAGCUAGACGACGUUGCAAGAGCCCUAGAUUACUGGUUCCUUCUAAAGGGUUUACAAACCCCAACUGGUAGCGAUGUAUUCGAAAUGGCAGUUAGCAGAGCAGUAUACCUCACAGGUCAGGCAGAUGCAAUCAUUGGAACUCUUGGACCAGAUGGGAAACGUACUCCAGCUUUGAUCGAUGAGUAUCUAGAGGACUGCAAUUAUAUUAUAAGCCGUGUCGCUCACGAUACAGAGCUGGGAGGUGAUACAACUCAAGCAGUAAAGCUCUACAUGCUAGCUGACGCACCUGUUAAAGCAGUUGAACUGCUAUGUGCUGAACUUAGCGAUGCCAUCAGGGUUAACCGAACAAGGAUGAACGAACUACGUCGGCUGGCUGAAGAAUUUGUUUCGUCCCAGAAUGAUAUACGAGCAAACGUGCUGUCCACGCUGUGCAUUAUCUUGGACAUUUGUACUUUGAUAGAUUUAUGUGAAUCUGGCCUAGCAGACAAAGCACUGAGUGUCUCACAACAGUUGAGACUAAUCCCAUCGGAGACAGAGCAAGUGCCGGUAAUUGUAGGCGAGUUCCAUCUUAUACCACAGAAGGUGCGAGAAGUUAUACCUGAUCUCUGCCUACACCUCAUGCGUUGUAUGGUUGAUGCUAUUCAUUCUACUACAACUGUAAAUGUUAGGUACACUAAACAGGUGAAAGCUAUCGUCAUAUAUGCUGCCACAGUCAACUACAAAUUCCCUCAGCAUAUCACAUCGAAGUUGCUUCAACUACAGGCAUCAAUCGCUGUAUAA
Molecule: messenger RNA, 1860 nt
Organism: Cooperia oncophora
Lineage: Eukaryota; Metazoa; Nematoda; Chromadorea; Rhabditida; Trichostrongylidae
Source: the annotation of a GenBank genome assembly